AUGUAUGCACCCUCUGCUGACGAUUCAAUGUACACAGAUUCCUCACCAGCAGAAACUAGUAACAACGAAUAUGAAAAUGGUCAACAUGGAAUUGGUGCGUUUAACAUUUUUGAUUACUAUUUAAACUUAUUUCAUUAUACGAAGGAUAUACUUAAUGCUGAUAGUCAAUCACCUAUUAAACGUGAAGAACCUGAAGUAGAUGUGACUGGUGAAGAACCUUCUGCGACGGAAGAUCAACCAUCACCUCUAAAAUUUGAUGACCAAUUUGGAGAAGUUGUUGACGAAGAAAGAGAUAAAAUACAAAGAUUGAAUAUGCGUCAUCCCCAUAAUAACACUGCUGUUAGAGAUUAUCUAAAUAAAACUGUUGUACCUAGUCUUAUGGCAGGACUAAAGAAAAUUGUUAGAGAAAGGCCAACGGAUCCAUGCGAAUUUUUAGGCAGAUAUUUAAUUGAUCAUUGUCAACAUGAUCAUACUAAAGAUGAAUAUGGAUCAGAAAUGCGAAUAAAACAUGAAGAUACUGAUGAUUACGAACGAACAACAACAACUCGCCAGAAACAAAGAAGAGAUAGUAAUUCAAGUUUGGACGUAGGUUCAGAAAUGGAUGUUGAUGUGAUAUUGAAUCCUUAA
Cetraspora pellucida is the source of this 627-nucleotide messenger RNA. Lineage: Eukaryota; Fungi; Glomeromycota; Glomeromycetes; Diversisporales; Gigasporaceae. The record is from the annotation of a GenBank genome assembly.